AUGGCUCUUCAGCAGGCAGAGAAAGACCAGUUUGGCAUCCAGGUCGCAAGGGAACUGUCGCAUACCCCGUACGCCAUCUCUUCCCAGGCUCUCCUCAGCGGCGGAACAGCCAAUUUUUUGUUUCGUGGCACUCUGGUUCAACCCCUGCCAGACGGCGCAAAAACUGUCGUCAUCAAGCAUUCAGAAGAAUUUGUUUCCGCGAGUCGGGAUUUUCCCUUAGAUGUUUCGCGUUGCCUCUUUGAAGAGGCAAUGCUCAAGGCCUUGCAGCUUCUCCCAUCCAUUACUGUAGACAAUAUCCAUCUUAGAACCCCACGUCUCUACCUAUUCGAUGAGAAGACAAAUACCCAGGUUUUAGAAGAUCUAGUCAGUACCAUCGACCUAAAGACAGUGUUGGAGUCUCCCACGGCAUCGACUGCCUUGCCCCAUCCCUUUGCAACGGGCAUCGGUCAUGCGUUGGGUGCCUGGCUUCAGUCUUUUCACACAUGGGUUUCAGAGCCAGCACCGGCUGCUCUAUUAAAGGAUCUAGGUGAUAACGAACCGAUGCGAAAAAUAAGAUACUCUAUUAGCUAUGGAGCGUUUACAAACAUAGUUCAAAAAUUCCCCAAAUAUGGGAGCGAUGCGGAACCACGCUGGAAGAGGUCAGAGACGUGGCGACUGCCGAAUACUCCCAAAAACCCCAAGACAAAUAUCCUUAUACCAGACAAUGCGUCACUUGUGAGAGAGCAUUCAACAAAUCUUUUCAUUAUCGAUUGGGAGUUUGCUCAGUUCGGCCGCAAAGAGUACGACCUCGGCCAGAUAAUCGGUGACCUAUAUGAGCGUAAACAUUUCAUGGGUGCUGAAGGCGCGCUCUGGAUAAUCCAAGGUUUUACUGCCGGCUAUGGUGUUCUCAGUGAUGAGAAGGCUUUUCGCAUUGCUAUCCACGUAGGGGUACACUUGAUUUGCUGGUAUAUCAGGCGAAAUCCAAUGGCUCCAUUCACAGAGCCUCCAGAGCAGAUCGAGAACGCCAUCCGUAUCGGGACUGAUUUCAUCGAGAAGGGAUGGAAGAGAGACCUGGCAUGGUUUAAGAAGAGCGAGUUGGCAUGUCUGUUCAAAAGAGAAUAA
This is a messenger RNA of Microsporum canis CBS 113480, 1101 nucleotides long. RefSeq lists its product as hypothetical. The transcript has 3 exons. The coding region runs from base 1 to 1101 and encodes 366 amino acids. NCBI's taxonomy places the organism in Eukaryota, Fungi, Ascomycota, Eurotiomycetes, Onygenales, Arthrodermataceae. The record is from RefSeq and is a predicted model, not a curated record.